AUGCAAGCAUCAAAAAAUUCUUUGACAUCGCCUUCUUCCACUCGACAGUCGCCACUAUUUGCUACAGUUGCCAAAGAAGGACCAGAAGAUAGACGAAAACAAGCGCGGUUACAAAAUGAUCCUCUCUUAUCUCUCAAUCUAAAUUUGGACGCCAUGGCACAAAAUGCUGCUGCACCGGUUGCCGAACAAAUGCUCCAACGAAUUAGUGCACUCCACGAAGAGGGUUAUUACGAAGUCUCUCCGGACAUUGUGUCUUACAACUCGGUCCUCAAGGCCUGGAAGGAAGGCAAUAAUCCCGAAAAGGCCCUGGAUUACCUGCAACAAAUGCUCGUACAGGGACAAGCCAAGGUCGAUGUCAUUUCUUUCAAUACCGUAAUCUUGACCUUUGCCAAACAAGGCAAUCAUGGCGUGGCUCGGAGCAUGAUUCAACAAAUGAAAGACCGAGAUGAUUUGCCUGAUCCCGAUAUAUUGACGUACAAUGCCUUGUUAUAUGCUCUGGCGCAAUCCAAAGACUCGGGAACCACCGAAGAAGCCGAAGAAUUGCUCUACGACCUGGUCGAUGGAAAACACGAUCCAAUCCAAGCCGACAUUGCCAGUUUCAAUACCGUCAUCCAUGCUUGGUCACAGGUCGCCAGUAAAUACAAUCCAUCGGCCGCCGACAGUGCCCAACUCUUGUUGAACCGCAUGGAACAAUUGACAGAAGACAGACCCAGUCUCAAACCAGAUGUUUACACCUACACAACCGUCAUUCAAGCCUGGGCUCGCUGCGAACAAUCCAUCAAGGCAGAAAAGUUGCUCAAUACCAUGUGCUUCAAAGGUUUGAUUCCAAACCGAUAUACUUACACUGCCGUCAUGUCCGCGUUGGCUAAAACAGGCAUGCCCGAAAAGGCGCAAGGCGUGUUGGAUACAAUGAUGCAGCUCUACCAAAAGGGCAAUGAAGCGCUCAAGCCCGAUACUGUGAGCUUUAGUUGUGUCAUGGACGGCUGGGCCCGUAUUAGUCAUGUGGAUAAGCCGUACGCAGCAGAUCGGGCAUUGGACUUGCUAGAGAAAAUGAAAUUGCUCGAAAGUGAAGGCAUGGGACCCAAUUCGAGGACCUAUACCUCCGUCUUGUCAGCGGUUGCCAAAUCGGGGACAUGGGAGGCCUGUGAAACAGCGCGCUCCAUACUCCAAGAUAUGGAGUACGAGGCCAAUGACAAUGGUCUCAAGAAACUUCAGCCAUCCACCAUUCAUUACAAUGCGGUAUUGCACGCCUACGCAAGAAGUCCAAGAGCCGACAAGGCAUUGAAAGCUGCUUCCUUUCUAAAGUACAUGGCGCUUCCUCAAAAUAAACACUGCCGACCAGAUUCUAUUUCGUACAAUUCGGUGCUCAUGGCGUGUGCCAAUGCUUUUGGCAAUGAGGAGUUGAAAGGACGGUCGUACACGAUUGCCAGGGAAAUGUUUCGAAAAACGGUUCACGGAGAAGAUCAUGUGCGACCGUCUUCUACCACCUUUGUGCACUUUUGUAAGGCCUCCCGCCGAUUGAUAUUGGACAAACAGACUCGACUGGCUGCGUUGAAAAAGGCAAUGCGGCUUUGCUGCAAUUUUGGAAUGCUUAACAAGAUAGUAGUCCUGCAAGCGCAACUUGCUUGCAAGAACGAAGCAGAAUGGAAUGAGAUUUCGGGUCAGGUGAGCGAUUAUGUGGGGUGGAAAGGCAAAUUCAAACCUAGAGACGUUCCACAAAAGUGGACGAGCCAGGCUGGGCGAUAG
Molecule: messenger RNA, 1746 nt
Organism: Cylindrotheca closterium
Lineage: Eukaryota; Bacillariophyta; Bacillariophyceae; Bacillariales; Bacillariaceae
Source: the annotation of a GenBank genome assembly